AUGCUCCGCCACGCCCGCCCCGCGCUGCGCGGAGCCCCGCGGAGCCCCGCGGGCGAUGCUGCCCCGUGUCCCGCCCCGCCCGGCCCGGCCGCCGCCUUACCCCGCCGCGGGGCCGCGCUUGGCCGCCGCCGCCUGCGCGCCGCUCCGCGCCCGAGCCCGGCGCCGCCUGCGCGCCCCUCCGCGCCCCGAGCCCGGCGCGGCUGCAGGUGGGUGCCCGGCGCGGCGGCUGCGCAGCGCGGCCCGGACCUGCCGGGCACGCUGGGACUCGUAGUCCGGCAGCCGCCAGCGCCCGCCGCGGGCACCGGCACGGGCAGCACCGGCAGCACCGGUACGGGCAGCACCGGCACCGGUACCGGCACCGGCAGCACCGGCACGGGCAGCACCGGCACCGGUACCGGCACGGGCAGCAGCGCCUCCCGCCCCCGGCCCGGCCACCCUCCUGGUCCCCCUGCCCCCUCAGCCCUCUCCGCGCCUGUCUGUCCCGAGCCUGCAGGUGUGGCAAGUGAGACACAGAACAGAUGGCUAUUUGAAGCCUGGGGCCCAGCUGGCAGGCACACCACUGGGAACAGGAGCUGGCUGAAGGCUGAAAGGUGGAAGGAAUUGCCCCCAGGACACAAGAUGACCACUACUGAACCUGGGGCCAGACCCCAGCCCCUCAGCAUCUCUGUGCCCCUUACAGAACUCUGCAUGCCCACUGUUCCAGGCAGCCUGCUCAGAAGUUGUUUCACACUGCCCUGGAGACACCCUGGAGUGAAGGCAACAUGACUCUGCUCCAUCCACAGAGAUAUGGUUCCUCCUCCACCUGCCCCAGCUCUGCUGUCUGUUCUGGGAUGAGAAUGAAGAUAUUUUGGCCAGAUCCCUACCUUUUUUACAUUGUCCCAUUUAAAGUGGUUGGUACCUCAGAUGGGAGAAGGAUCCAAGGAUACUGUGCUCCUCUCUUUACAGGGUCUGCUAUUGGUGAAGACCUUCCUGUUCCACUUCCUUCUCAAUGAAUGGAUCUGCAGGACAGCAUCUUCAGCACUGAAUUUUUAUCUAAAGAUUCAGAGGCCCAAGGUGAGACAAAGGCCUUCUGGAGCUGAUCAGUAUACACAUGUUUCUUGUACCACUUUUUUCUGUCCUAUAGUCAGUCCCCUGAGAAAAAAAACCCAAAUAUAUAUAUAUAUAUAUAUAUUUAUGUACAUGUAUAUAUAUAUAGCAUAGAGGGUCAGGCAUCACUUUUUGCUAUCAUCUACUUUACUGAUAAUAUCCUUCCUGUCUACAUCCCAUGUGGAUUCCCUAGGCAGGAAGAUAUUUCUGUCUCAAGCCAUAUGCUUUGAACCAAUAUUCUUCAUUUUUACCACAUCAGUGGUGUAAAGAGUAAAUAUGUUUUAAUCAGCUUUGGAUUAUGUUGGAGGCUUUUUUUCCCUGCUGUGUUCAGCUCAGUGACCAGCAGUGAGGAGCACUGUGCUGCAUCUCCUCUUGCUGGGCAUGUGCAUUUUUUCAGCACCAGUGGAACUUCCACUGCGGUCCAGGCCUUCUAUUCACAUUAUAAACCUUAAAAAAAAUUGUAUACAGAAAAUUGUUUACUAACACGUGGUGUUUAGUCGGUAGCACGGGCACGGGCUGCUCAGGAGUGAGAGGAAUGUCGCAUUUGUCUUUACAAACAAGCUGUGGAUCUGCUGGUAGAUAAAACCAGCACUGAGAGGUAAAACAAUGGGAUGGAUUCCACUGAUUGAUGAAUGGGAAAAAGAGAUUUGCCUUUACAAACAAACUGUAGGUUUGCUCAUAAAUUAAACUGGAUAUCGGAAGAUGAAAGAAGCAACGGGGGGAAACUGUGAAUUGUAUAAGAAUUAAAAAUUAAAAGGAAGGGUUAUACAUUAGAGAGGAAUCUCAGGUGUCAGGCGUUCCGGGAAGUCUGUGCCUCUCAAGUACCUCAGCCCAUGGGGUAAGACAGAGGGAAAAGCGGCCGGAAAAUUCGGAUAAAAGGAGGCUGCGUCCUCCAAAAAUUUUAGAGAUCCCAAGGGAAUGCCCCACGGCCUCUCCCUUUAUUCGAAUAAAGCAAAAAGGACUCCUCUGUCUCCUAUCUGGACAUAGA
Molecule: messenger RNA, 2074 nt
Organism: Oenanthe melanoleuca
Lineage: Eukaryota; Metazoa; Chordata; Aves; Passeriformes; Muscicapidae
Product: translation initiation factor IF-2-like
Exons: 2
Coding region: 1-765 (254 amino acids)
Source: RefSeq, a predicted model, not a curated record